AUGAACAGAGUAUUUUCGAAUUGCUCUACAGUCGUUUGCACAAUACAGAAGCCUUUUAGGACAGUUGAACCCUUUUGCUUAGCGAAAAUUUCCAAGAAAACUCAAGUAAACAUGUCCACCUACGUAAAUCACAAUACUGAUUUCAAGAAACCGGUUCUGGAUGACAGGAAAUACCGUUUCAUUAGUUUGCCUAAUAACCUGAAAGCACUUUUGAUCCAAGAUCCAGAAACGGAUAAAUCUGCCGCUUCUUUGGAUGUUAAUAUUGGUUCCUUCGAUGAUCCAGAAUAUUUACCUGGUCUUGCGCACUUUUGCGAGCACCUUCUCUUCAUGGGAAGCUCAAAGUUUCCUAACGAAAACGAGUACUCUAGUUAUUUGAGCAAGCAUGGCGGAGGAUCCAAUGCUUACACAAGCUCUCAAAACACCAAUUACUUCUUUCAAGUAAACCAUGAAAAUCUCUAUGGAGCCUUGGACAGGUUUUCAGGAUUCUUUACUUGCCCAUCAUUCAACAAAAGUUCUACAGACAAGGAGAUCAACGCUGUCGACAGUGAGAACAAAAAAAACCUUCAAAGUGACUUGUGGAGACUUUAUCAGCUUGACAAAUCUCUUACAAGCACCGAACAUCCAUUUCACAAGUUUUCAACCGGUAAUAUGACGACUCUCGGUAGCACUCCAAAAUUUAACGGCCUGAACAUCAGAGAUGAGCUACUGAAAUUUUACAACUCUUGUUACUCGGCAAAUCUCAUGAAGCUGUGUAUACUUGGGAGAGAAGAUUUAGACGAUAUGUCUAAGUGGGUGUAUGACCUAUUCAAGGACGUCCCUAAUUCAAAUCUUCCGGUGCCUUCAUAUCCAGUCCAGAUGCUGCCUGCGGACUGCUUAACUCAAGUCAUACACGCCAAGCCCGUCAAAGAUCUGAAAAAGGUAGAAUUAACUUUCAGAUCCCCUGACUCCGAAAUGCAUUGGGAGUCCAAGCCUAGUCACCACUUGAGCCACUUGAUCGGCCAUGAAGGAUCCGGCUCACUUUUAGCCUUUUUAAAGAUGAAAGGCUGGGCUAAUGAACUUUCUGCAGGCGCUCACACGGUUUCCACAGGUAACGCGCUUUUUUCUGUGGACGUUGAUUUGACAGACAAUGGUAUUGAGAACUACGAACAGGUUGUUCUUUCCGUGUUUCAAUACAUCGAACUACUUAAGCAAGAGCUUCCUCAAGAUUGGAUCUAUACAGAGCUGCGCGAUACCGCCGAAGCUAAUUUCAAAUUCAAACAAAAGGGAAAUCCCUCUUCUACCGUAUCCGCACUAUCAAAAGCACUUGAAAAAGAGUUCAUUCCAACGGGAGAUAUUCUGAGCACAUCUUUAUUGAGGAAAUACGAACCCGACUUAAUCACGAGCUAUUUAGCUGAACUGAAGCCAGAAAACUCUCGCGUGACAUUGAUCCACAAAAAUGUAGAGACUGACUCUGAGGAGAAAUGGUACGGCACCGAAUACAGUGUUGCCAAAUACUCUGAAAACUUUUUGUCCAAGUUGAAGGAUCCAGGGCUCAAUCCCCACCUACAUCUACCACGCCCCAAUGAGUUCAUCUCUACAAAUUUUCAAGUCGAUAAACUAGAAACAGGAGAAUCUUUACAAGAGCCUUUGCUUCUCAGAAACGAUAGCCAGAGCAAGCUGUGGUACAAAAGAGAUGAUAGGUUUUGGGUUCCUAAGGGUCAUGUUUAUGUUUCAAUGAAAUUGCCUCAUACUUUCUCCAGUGUUGUCAACAGCAUGCUCACCACGCUUUACGUUGAUCUAGUUAAUGACUCUUUGAAAGAUUUAGAGUAUGACGCGCAAGUAGCCAACUUGCACAUCUCGUUUAGAAAAACCAACCAGGGUCUAGACAUUUCGCUUAGCGGCUACAACCAAAAGAUGGCGAUUUUACUCACGCGUUACUUGGAGGGCGUGUCAAAUUUCAAACCAAGUGAGGACCGGUUUAAGAUUUUUCAAAACAAACUGAUUCAAAAACUUAACAACCACCUGUACGAGGUGCCAUAUUCUCAGAUUUCAGAUAUUUACAAUUCAGUCAUCAACGAGAGGUCUUGGACUAUAAAUGAAAAACUAGAAGUUGUUAAACAGUUUUCCUUUACUCAUUUGAAAAAUUUCAUUCCUACUAUCUACGAGCAAUUUUUCUUCGAGACCUUGGUGCACGGUAAUUUCAACAACGACGUUGCCAUCGAAAUUGACGACUUGGUAAAGGUAUUGGCCCCAGUCGAUAUACAAGCCGUUAAAUUAAAAAGCAUAAAACCCAGAUCAAUCUUGCUGCCACGAGGCAAAACGUUCCGUUUCGAACAGACGCUAGCGGACGAAAAAAAUAUCAACUCGUGCAUUCAGCACAUUACCCAAUUUGGCGUUUACUCUGAGGAGCGUUCUGCAAAAGCAGCACUAUUGGCUCAAUUGAUCGACGAGCCUGCUUUUGAUACUUUGAGGACUAAGGAACAGUUAGGAUACGUUGUUUUCAGCUCUGCCUUGAAUACACACGGUACUACUAAUUUGAGACUUUUAAUCCAAUCUGAACGCGAUACGGCGUACCUGGAAUCUAGAGUUGAAGCAUUUUUGAUUAAGACUGAAAACGAUUUAGAAUCAAUGACUGAAGAGGAGUUUGGCAGACAUAAAAGCGCGCUUUGCAAAACCCUAUUACAGAAGUACAAAAACUUGUCCGAAGAAUACGUGAGGUUCAGUACUGCUAUUUACAUUGGCGAUUACAACUUUGUGCACAAGGAGAGAAAAGCCUCCCUGGUUGAAAAGUUGACCAAAGCAGAAAUUUUGGAAUUUUACCGCAAGUACGUGAUGUCAGAGGAGUCUUCUAAGUUAGUGAUUCACUUGAAGUCUCAGGUUCAAGAUGAAGCCGCUGAGAAGAGAGAUUUCGUGGAGAAUUACCCAACUGGGAAACUGAUUAGAGACAUUGGGCGCUUCCAAAGUACAAUGAGUUUAGCGCCAGUGCGCCAGCCACUCCAAGAAUUAGAAGUAACGCCCAAGCUCUAG
Messenger RNA from Lachancea nothofagi CBS 11611, 3006 nucleotides. The record is from the annotation of a GenBank genome assembly. NCBI's taxonomy places the organism in Eukaryota, Fungi, Ascomycota, Saccharomycetes, Saccharomycetales, Saccharomycetaceae.